CCCGCUGCGCCUGCUGGUGGAUGCCGACAACUGCCUGCAUCGCCUGUACGGUGGCUUCUACACCGACUGGGUGAGCGGCGGCCAGUGGAACCACAUGCUCGGCUACCUGGCGGCUCUAGCCAAGGCCUGUUUCGGAGGCAACAUCGAGCUCUUCGUCUUCUUCAACGGCGCGCUCGAGAAGGCCCGGCUGCACGAGUGGGUCAAGCGGCAGGGCAACGAGCGCCAGACAGCGCAGCAGAUCGUCAGCCAUGUCCAGAACAAGGGCACGCCACCGCCCAAGGUCUGGUUCCUGCCUCCGGUCUGCAUGGCCCACUGCAUCCGCCUGGCGCUCAUCCGCUUCCACGUCAAGGUUGCACAGAGCAUUGAGGAUCAUCAUCAAGAAGUGAUUGGCUUCUGCAGAGAGAAUGGUUUCCAUGGCUUGGUGGCGUAUGACUCUGAUUAUGCACUGUGCAACAUCCCCUACUACUUCAGUGCCCAUGCCUUGAAACUGAGCCGCAACGGGAAGAGUCUCACCACAAGCCAAUAUCUGAUGCACGAGGUUGCCAAGCAACUGGACCUGAACCCAAACCGUUUUCCUAUUUUUGCUGCUCUGUUAGGAAAUCACAUACUACCUGAUGAGGAUCUGGCUUCCUUUCAUUGGAGUUUACUUGGUCCAGAGCAUCCACUCGCCUCACUGAAGGUCCGAGCCCACCAGCUGGUCUUGCCACCCUGUGAUGUAGUGAUCAAAGCUGUAGCUGAUUAUGUCCGAAACAUUCACGACACGUCUGACCUGGAUGCCAUAGCUAAAGAUGUUUUCCAGCAUUCACAGUCUAGAACAGAUGACAAAGUCAUUCGGUUUAAGAGAGCAGUUGGAUAUUACUCAGCAACUAGCAAGCCUAUGCCAUUUCACCCACCACAUUACUUAGCCCGACCAAAUCCAUUUGGAAUGCCUGGGAUGGUGCCACCAUAUGUUCCCCCUCAGAUGCUCAACAUUCCACAGACUUCUCUGCAAGCAAAGCCCGCGGUCCCACAGGUGCCCAGCCCAGGGGGCACCCCAGGCCAGGCUCCAUACCCAUACAGCCUCCCUGAGCCAGCCCUCGCCCUGGACACUAGCGGGAAGAACCUGGCAGAGCAGAACAGCUACAGCAACAUUCCUCCUGAGGGGAAGCACACGCCGCUGUAUGAGCGCUCCUCGCCCAUCAACCUGGCCCAGAGUGGCAGCCCCAAUCAUGUGGACUCUGCCUACUUCCCUGGCUCUUCAACAUCAUCAUCGUCAGACAAUGAUGAGGGCAGUGGAGGGGCAGCCAACCACAUCAGCGGGAACAAGAUUGGCUGGGAGAAGACAGGAAGCCAUGCAGAGCCGCUGACACGGGGAGACCCCGGAGACCAAGUAAAGGUAGAAGGUUCAUCCACUGCCUCUUCGGGAAGCCAGCUAGCUGAAGGCAAAGGGAGCCAUAUGGGCACUGUUCAGCCAAUCCCGUGCCUCCUGUCAAUGCCUACCAGGAACCACAUGGAUAUCACCACGCCUCCCUUGCCCCCCGUCGCACCUGAGGUGCUGAGAGUGGCUGAGCACAGACACAAGAAGGGACUGAUGUACCCCUACAUCUUCCACGUCCUGACAAAGGGUGAAAUCAAAAUUGCUGUUUCUAUUGAAGAUGAAGCCAACAAAGACCUGCCUCCGGCCGCCCUGCUCUAUAGGCCAGUUCGUCAGUAUGUUUACGGAGUCCUGUUUAGUUUGGCAGAAAGCAGAAAGAAAACUGAGAGACUUGCUUUUAGAAAGAACAGACUUCCACCAGAAUUCUCGCCACUGAUCAUUAAGGAAUGGGCAGCUUACAAGGGGAAGUCUCCUCAGACCCCGGAACUAGUGGAAGCACUGGCCUUCCGGGAGUGGACCUGCCCCAAUCUGAAGAGGCUUUGGCUGGGCAAGGCGGUGGAAGACAAGAACCGCCGGAUGAGGGCCUUCCUGGCCUGUAUGAGGUCUGAUACCCCAGCCAUGCUCAACCCUGCCAAUGUGCCCACUCACCUCAUGGUGCUCUGCUGCGUCUUACGGUAUAUGGUGCAGUGGCCCGGAGCUCGAAUUCUGAGGCGUCAGGAGCUGGAUGCCUUCCUGGCUCAGGCAUUGUCCCCCAAACUCUAUGAGCCGGACCAGCUGCAGGAACUCAAGAUUGAAAACUUAGACCCUCGAGGAAUUCAGCUGUCAGCUCUCUUCAUGAGCGGAGUAGACAUGGCACUGUUUGCUAAUGAUGCAUGUGGGCAGCCCAUCCCCUGGGAACACUGUUGUCCUUGGAUGUAUUUCGAUGGGAAGCUCUUCCAGUCCAAACUUCUUAAAGCCAGCCGGGAAAAGACCCCACUCAUCGACCUCUGUGAUGGUCAGGCUGAACAGGCUGCCAAGGUUGAAAAGAUGCGCCAGAGUAUCCUGGAGGGGCUCAACUUCUCCCGGCAAAACCACCCACUCCCCUUCCCACCACCUCCUGCUCUGCCCUUCUACCCAACUUCUGUAUACCCUCGGCACUUUGGGCCAGUCCCACCCUCACAGGGCAGGGGCAGGGGCUUUGCAGGAGUCUGUGGCUUCGGAGGCCAUUAUGGGGAAACAGUAGCAACAGGCCCUUACCGUGCCUUCCGGGUGCCAGCAGCAUCGGGACACUGUGGAGCCUUCUCAGGCAGUGACAGCAGCAGGACUAGCAAGUCCCAGGGCGGUAAUUAUUACCACACCCACACCCCUCCAAGCUUCCACUGCCCGCAUUUCCUCUGCUCCAGCAUCUAGCCCCUUCCCUCCAUGGCUGUCCUAUCAAGCCUCCUCUAACUCAUUGACUUUUCUCUUGGGUCCCUGACUGACCCGCUGCCCUUGGGUCUAUCCAGUGGCCCUGUCGUAGCUGUCCUGUCCUCUCCUUCCAGGCUAGGCCACUGAGUGUCUACCUAGAAGACAACUUGUUUGUGCAUCAGUGUGUCCUGGCCAGCACCUCACAUGCUCAGGCUAGGCUGCCAAUUUUGCACAGUGGCGUAUAUCACGAAGCCGUCUUUUGGUGAAGGUGCUUGUUCUUGUGUAGAAGAUGUAGCAGGUGCAGACUUUCUAUCACAUAAAAGCCUCUGAUAGUUUGUUUUUUAAAGAAAAUUCUCAUGUAAGAUAGUGUACUGUAAAUAUUCCUUCCAUCUCUGUUCAUUCGUAUUUAUCUUGUAAAGGGGAAUCCCGAGUUUUGGAAAUAGUUCAUUCGAAUUCUACUGUCACUUGAAGCCAUCAAGUAAUUUUGCAGGAUUGGUCUGAUGCAUUCAGAGUUACUUUCGUGAUAGGCAUUGGAUGAUAGCAUUUCCAUCUCAGUUCCCUGCCCCUGCAGAGGCCUGCAAGAACCAUGGUAUAUGGAAAGAUGUGGCUGAGGAUGAGCUGUCUGCAGCCCCAGUGGGCCCUGAUCUUCCUGUUCCUGUAACCCCACCACGUGUUUCAGCUCCCUGUGGAGUUGGACUCUGAUGUGGCCUGUCCUAUGGGUAGGGAGAGCAAGGAAAGGGAACUACAAGGAACAUAACUGGCCUCCCAGCUGUCCUGUUCACGCCUGCACUGUGUGCACCUAAAGCACAUCAGCUGUGGACCUGAAGUACAAGUGGAUGCAGGGGCUCAAGACAGAAGGUAGCCGUAAAGUAGCUUAGUAACUUCUCAGUCUUACUAGGGUGUUGCAGUGGAUGCCUGUAUCUCAGCCCUUAGAAGACAGGGGCAGGCCCUAAACGGGAUGUCUCCAUCAAAUCCCUCCCCUCAGGGCUCAGGGAACCCUGCAAAAGAGGAGGCAAAAGAACCAGAGGGGAUGGAGGACGCCAAGAAAACCAGGCCCUGUAAACAACAUGAUCCUAUGAACUCAGAGACUGAGGCAGCAUGCACAGGGUCUGUACAGGUCUGGGUCUUUGGAGUCAUGCUUCCGGAUUACUGUUUUUAUGGGAUUCCUGAGUGUGAACGAGUGGGUCUUCGUGGGCCUUCUCUUUGGCUCUUUUCCCUGUCCAAUUCCAAUGUGUCAGUUUUUGCUUUUAUCUCACUAUGUCUUAUUAUUAUCAUCCCUUAGAAAACUGUUUGUUUUCUAAUGAGACAGUAAGAGAGGGGAGGAACUGGCAGAAGUAAAGGGUGGGAAACUAAUCAGGAUAUAUUAUGUGAGAGGGGAAGACCUAUUUUUAAUAAAAGGGGGGGAAAGUAAAAAAAAAAAAGGCUUGCAGGAAAAUUACUACAAGUUAAAGGCUAGCCUAGUAAACAUAGCAAGUUUCAGAUCAGCUGAUGCUACAUGGUGAAAUUGUGCCCCCAAACACCAAUUAUUUAUUUAUUUAUUCAUUUAUUUAUAUUACCUGGCAAAAUAAUAUUAGCAUAAAGUAAACUUAUUAAAACAUCUUUUCUGAGUGUGGUGGCACAUUCCUUUAAUCCUAGCACUCUGAAGGCAGAGGCAGGUUCUAGCACAGCCAGGUCUCCAUAGUUAGCUCCUGGCCAGCUAAGAGCUUGUCUUAGAAACAAAGGCCUCUCCAGGGAGGAUGGGUCUGACACACUCUGGGUAACUUUGCAGUCAUAGCUGUUUCCAACAGCUGAGUGGAGUUGGCCAUAGGCAUGCGUCUUCACAGCAGGAUUGUAAGGAGCUUGCCAUGUCAUCUGAGGAGCAAAAUGUUCACACUCGUUUGGUUUUAACCGCUUUCCUAUAACACAGAUUAAGGAAUUUCUUAGGUCAGAAAACAGAAAUAGUCAAUCCAUCAGUAAUCAAUAGAAGCUGGUGAGUGCAGCAUGUAUCUAAUUUUGUGCUUGAGGAGGUUCUAAUUUAGCAAUGUGGUAACUGUGGAACUGUGUGUAGUCUCCCUGUAACUCCACACAGAAGCAAGAGGGUCACGGGUUCCCACUGGCCUGGAUUGCACAAUGAGACCUUAUUUCCAGAAUCCAUGGUGUGUGCAUGUAGUUCAGUGGAAACGCACUUGCCCGGCCUGUGCGCGACCCUGGGUUCCAUUCCUAGUGUGUGAGAGAGAGGAAGGAGUGCUUAGAUUUAUUGAUUAAUUUCCCUAAUGUUUGGCUAAUGACACCAACAUGGAAGUAUUUAUCUAGAGAAAAGCAUUCUGAGGGUGCACAAGUCCAUCUGGUGGUGUAGAAGGCAACCCAGUUACACUCAGCUGGCUACACUUAUCUGAAUUUCCCUAAAUAGGAGUCCACUAUGGCAGUUAAGAUCUAACUCCCUUGCAGAUUCUUUUGUUUAGUUUAGUUUUGUUUUUUAAACAUUUAUUUUGCAUAUGAACAUGCUGCACAGUACUUAUGGAGGUCAGAGGACAACUUGCAGGAAUUGGUUCUCUCCUACAAACACGUGGAACUUGGUGGUAGAACACAGGCCAUCCAUCAGGCUGGGUGGUAAGCGCCAUCAGUGAACGGGUGAGCCGUUACUCAAGCUCCACUCUCUCUAAGUUACACAGGGUCUCCCUGUAGUCCAGUCUGGCCUUAAAUCCACAAUCCUCCUGCCGCAGUUUCCCAAAGGUUUUGAUCACGAAUAUUUACUACCAUACCUAACUCUAUUAUAGGUUCUUAACUGCAGAUUGAAAUCUGGUGUAGGGCCCAGCAUGUCUUUAAUUCUAGCACUUGGGAAGCAGAGGCAGGUGGAUCUCUGUGAAUUCAAUGCUACUAGCCUAUAGAGUUCCAGGAAAGCCAGGCUUACAUGGAAAGACCUGCUUUCAAAAAACAAAAUAAUAAUAAUAGUAAUAAUAAUAAUAGCAGCAGCAUGGUGUGCAGAGAGCCUUCUGUAAUAAAAUGUUCGUAAAGCAGGUACACGGCUUCUUACUAAAUACGAGUUGCUUUGCUUAUUUUCCCCUUGUAGGUCCUAAUGUUGUGUUUAUAAAGAUACUUUUCUUCUCAUGUUUUGUUUUGUUUUUGUUUUU
Grammomys surdaster is the source of this 5850-nucleotide messenger RNA. RefSeq names its product family with sequence similarity 120A (gene Fam120a). The record is from RefSeq and is a predicted model, not a curated record. Gene Ontology annotation, cellular component: nucleus. Lineage: Eukaryota; Metazoa; Chordata; Mammalia; Rodentia; Muridae. The coding region runs from base 95 to 2743 and encodes 882 amino acids. The transcript has 15 exons.